This is a messenger RNA of Lethenteron reissneri (Far Eastern brook lamprey), 3592 nucleotides long. RefSeq names its product one cut homeobox 1 (gene ONECUT1). Gene Ontology annotation, biological process: regulation of transcription by RNA polymerase II. Lineage: Eukaryota; Metazoa; Chordata; Hyperoartia; Petromyzontiformes; Petromyzontidae. Gene Ontology annotation, cellular component: nucleus. The record is from RefSeq and is a predicted model, not a curated record. Gene Ontology annotation, molecular function: RNA polymerase II cis-regulatory region sequence-specific DNA binding; DNA-binding transcription factor activity, RNA polymerase II-specific.
GGAAGAGGGAGAGAGGGAGACAGACAGACCGAGACAGCAGCAAGAGCCACGGGGAAACAAGAGAAGAAGAAGAAGAACAAGACGAGGAAAUUACAGCAACAGCAACAACAACAAGAAGAAUACAAAGUGAAUAGUGCCCGGCGAGACGAGAUAGAUGAGUAAUCAGGCCGCUCUUAGGCGGAAUGAAUCCAGAGCUGACGAUGGAAAAUAUGGGAGAUCUGCACGGCGCGAGUCAUGAACAAGUACAGCAGCAGCAGAACGACCUCAUGAGCACCCACAGCCCACACCUUCGCCACCCGCACUACGAGAUCCAGACGCACUCACGGCCACCGAUGGUGUCCAACAUGACCUCCAUUCUGGACGGCGGCGACUACCGAGCGGACCACUCGCUGGCCGGCUCCCUGCACCCGGCCAUCACCAUGACCUGCGACUCGCCGACAGGCAUGAGCAUGAGCAGCACCUACACGACGCUCACGCCGCUGCAGCCGCUGCCUCCCAUCUCGACCGUGUCGGAUAAAUUCCACCAUCACCACCACCAUCACCACCACCACCAGCGCCUCGCGGGCAACGUGAGCGGCAGCUUCACGCUCAUGCGGGACGAGCGGGCGCUGUCCACGGUCAACAGCCUCUACAGCCCCUACCACAAGGAGAUGUCGGGCAUGGGCCAGGGGCUCUCCUCCCUCUCGUGCUCCACGCUCACCAACGGCCUGAGCGCGAUCCACAACUCGCAGCAGGGCCUCGCCACCUACGGACACCACCACCACCAUCACCACGGGCCCAUGGGCAACGACAAAAUGCUCGCGGCGGCCGCGGCGGCCGCGGCGCACAACGGCUUCGACGCGCACUCGGCGAUGUUGGCACGCGGCGGCGGCGGCGAGCAGCACUUGGGCCGCGGUCUCACGCCCCCGUCGGCCGCGGGGAUGAUGCCCUCCCUCAACGGCAUGCACCCGCAAGCUCACCACCCGCACCACCCGCACCACCCGCCCCACCACGGCCAGCAGCAGCCGCACGGAGGGGGCGCGAUGCUCCACGCCGGAGGGGGGUGCCGCGAGCGGGGGGUGGCCGCCGGUCUCGUGGCGCAGUCGGCGGGGGGCCCGCACGGCGCGGGGCCCCCCGGGGCCGCGCAGGCCGAGGAGAUCAACACGAGGGAGGUGGCGCAGCGGAUCAGCACGGAGCUGAAGCGGUACAGCAUUCCGCAGGCUAUCUUUGCGCAGCGCGUACUGUGCCGCUCACAAGGCACGCUGUCCGACUUGCUGCGCAACCCCAAGCCGUGGAGUAAGCUCAAGUCGGGCCGUGAGACCUUCCGACGCAUGUGGAAGUGGCUCCAGGAGCCCGAGUUCCAACGCAUGUCGGCUCUGCGGCUGGCCGGUAAGGUCCCCUGCAAGCCAGCACUGUCUGCCGCCUACAAUGCGACAUCUUCGGCACUUAACUUUAUAGAGAGCACUGCUGGAAUGGCCCAGUAUCCAUCGCCAGUCAUCAGCGCACAAACGUGCAAGCGGAAGGAGCAGGAGCAGGGACGCGACAAGGGCAGCCAACCAAAGAAGCAGCGCCUGGUGUUCACGGACGUGCAGCGCCGGACUCUGUUCGCCAUCUUCAAGGAGAAUAAGCGUCCGUCCAAGGAGAUGCAGAUCACCAUCGCGCAGCAGCUGGGCCUGGAGCUCAGCACGGUGAGCAACUUCUUCAUGAACGCACGCCGCCGCAGCCUCGACAAGUGGUCGGACGAGGGGGGUCCCGGCGCCAAUUCGGGAGCCUCCUCGGGCGCCGGCUCGGUCCACGGCACCUGCACCAAAGCCUGAGUUGGGGGAGAUGGGGGGGGAGGCGGAGGGAGAAGACAGAGCAACGCCGCCGGGUCUCCGUUGGCGGCGCUGUGGCACGGAGGCCGGUGCCGGAGGAGUUUUACACAACGGCGGUCGUCGCUGGUUUGGAGCCAGGGAGGGGGAGCGGGUUGCCGGGGUCGGCCUGGGUGAGCGGUGGAGGUGCCGCCGCCGCCGCCGCCGCUGCUGCUGCUGCUGAUGGUGGUGCUGGUGGUGGUGCUGGUGGGAAAACAGAGGAGGCCGCGUGGAGUUGUGAGCGGGAGACGCGCACGAGGGCGCGGGCGGAGGAGGAGGAGGUGUGCGAGGGGCGACUCGUCAGUGGCGGCGUGGAAGAGCUCGCAGGGCCCCCCCGCCCCCCACGCCUCUCUCUCUCUCUGCCGAGCGGUCUCUGGGCCUUAACCCUCGGCCCGCCGCACACGACGAAGAUUGCGAGCCAAAGUCUGACGGCCUCCUCUUUCUUCCCGCGCCCCCCCCCCCCCCCCCCCCUCUGCAACUGUUUGGAUCGUCUGGCACAAAGCAGUUUCCUCUGCUACUACUUCACUCUACAGCUUUAUUGUUAUUGUUUAUUUUUCGAGCUCCAAAUAUCUACGUGCGAAACCAAAGACUCACCCCCCCACCCCAACCCCAACCCCACACCCCCACCACACUCUGUUGUUGUUGUUGUUUUUAUAUAUACACACGAAGAAGGAGAAAGAGGAAGAAGACGACGACGACGAAGAAACAAACAGACAAAGGCUUGGUGAUGCAAACGGCCUCGCGCGCAGAUCCCCUCUAGGAACUGGAGGGACGUGGGAAGCGCGCGGCGAGCAAACGGCACUUGGCGUGGAGACCCCCUCCUCCCCCAAAACACACAAAAAGAUGAACUCUGUCUCGACGUCGUUCGAUGCUUUGAUGUUGUAGGUGGAAAUAUGUUGAACGGGAGUACGGUUUAAAAGCUUUAACCUGCCACUUAAAGCAAGAUAAUCGCUUUAAAGUGGCGGAACAGCCUGCUUAUUGUGGAAAAAAAACGCGUUUCCAAUUCUCAGAUACGGGAAGGCGAAUUUUACACGUGAAAUAAGACGGGGAAUCGAAAUGACGUGGUGGUGAUGGUGGUGGAUGGUGGUGGUGGACUACUCUACGGCGAGGCGCGGCGGGAUCCCGUCGAGGGGGCCGCGUGGAGCGCGAGAUGAAGAUUCUGGGCGACGUCCGGGAUGUAACCCCGGCGGUCGCAGGGAAAAUGAAAAAAGAAAAAAAACGACGACGGGCGUUGAUGAGGUGGUUAUUCUGUAUGCUUGGUGAAGCCUAUACACAAGAGCAGGCAAACAUCCACGGAAUGCAUGAACUUAGAUGCGGUUCCCAUUUUGCAAACAACAACAACAUUCAGAAUCACCGUUUUUGGGUUUUUUUUUGCUUGCUGCGCCGUUGCCCAAAUGUGGGAAUUUGAGCCACGCACGCACAGCACCACCACACAGCACCACCACACACACACAGCACCUCCACACAGCACCACCACCACACAGCACCUCCACCACACAGCACCUCCACACACAGCCACCUCCACACAGCACCUCCACACAGCACCACCACACAGCACCUCCACACAGCACCUCCACACAGCACCACCACACAGCACCUCCACACAGCACCACCACACAGCACCACCACACAGCACCUCCACACAGCACCUCCACACAGCACCACCACACAGCACCACCACACAGCACCUCCACACACAGCACCUCCACACAGCACCACCACACAGCACCUCCACACAGCACCUCCACCACACAGCACCACCA